Messenger RNA from Cucumis sativus (cucumber), 3082 nucleotides. RefSeq names its product phosphatidylinositol-3-phosphatase myotubularin-1. Gene Ontology annotation, biological process: dephosphorylation. Lineage: Eukaryota; Viridiplantae; Streptophyta; Magnoliopsida; Cucurbitales; Cucurbitaceae. Bases 204 to 2726 code for a protein of 840 amino acids. The transcript is spliced from 18 exons. The record is from RefSeq and is a predicted model, not a curated record. Gene Ontology annotation, molecular function: phosphatase activity.
GAUACGGAAGUCCCUCGAAAUAAAGAGCCUGUGCUUUUAAAAAUCAAGAACAAUUGAACAAAGACGCACCAGCUUUAGCCUCACGCUUCCACCCAAAAUCCACCGAUUUGAAGCUUUUCCUUUUUUCAAUUCUACCCGAUUUUCUCGUUCGUUUAUUGUAUCGUACAAUUGGGAAUCUCGAUUCUUCAGUCGUUUCGCCGCAAAUGGCAGCGCCGAAGCCUCGCACCACUCGGUCCAGGUCUCACAGGGACGUUCCUGAUUUGGAGAAGAUGGACGCUGCUUACAGUUGGGACGCCCUUGAAUGGACCAAAAUUGAGCCUGUUACGCGGUCGGUUUCGCGUGUCAACUUGGAUUGCUUACUUGAGGCUGAACAAGUGAUUGCUGAGGGCUAUGGUGUUGUUCUUGUGAAUACUGAUGAGGCUGGUACCUUGUUUGUAACCAAUUUUCGUCUUCUAUUUCUAAGUGAAGGAACCAUGGACGUUAUUUCCCUUGGCACUAUACCACUGGCGACAAUUGAUAAAUUCAACAAAAUUGUUGUGAAGUCAAAUGCUGUCUCUCGCCAAUCUGAAAAGUCUUCACCAUCUAGGCGACUUCUUCAGGUCAUUGGAAAAGACAUGAGAAUUAUUGUCUUUGGUUUCCGUCCAAGAACAAAACAGAGGCGUAAAGUAUAUGAUGCAUUAUUGAGGUGUAUGAAACCGGCAAGAAUAUGGGAUCUAUAUGCAUUUCAGUGUGGGCCAUCCAAGUACAGUAAUACAGACCCAAAAGUUCGUUUGCUAAAUGAGUAUUUUCGGCUUCUUGGAAAGGGUUCCCUACAUGCAUCAAUGAGCAUGAUUGAAGAUGGAUCAUUUACAUUGUCCAAUGAAUUGUGGAGAAUAACUAAAAUCAAUUCCAGUUAUACUCUGUGUCAGAGUUAUCCAUUUGCAUUGGUUGUUCCUAAACACUUUAGUGAUGAAGAGAUGUUGCAGGCUUCUACCUUUCGUGCUAGAUGUCGUUUGCCUGUUGUUUCGUGGUGCAAUCCUGGGACUGGAGCUGUUCUUGCACGUUCAUCUCAACCUUUAGUUGGUCUUAUGAUGAAUAUGAGAAGUAAUACCGAUGAAAAGCUUGUUGCUGCACUUUGCUCGAAUCUUGCUGGUGUUCGAGGGUCACAGCGUAGGAAGCUUUAUAUAGCGGAUGCAAGGCCUAGAAAAAAUGCUUUAGCAAAUGGAGCCAUGGGAGGUGGCUCGGAGUCUUCAUCAAAUUAUUUUCAAUCUGAGAUAGUCUUUUUUGGGAUUGACAACAUACAUGCAAUGAGGGAAAGUCUUACUCGGCUAAGAGAGUACUUGGAUACACAUGGUGAAAAAUCAUCUGAUGGAAUGUCAUCAUUCUUGAGACAUGGUGGAUGGACUUGGGGUGGAGGUAAUCUUAGUAGCAUGUCUGCAUCUGUAUCAACCCUGGGAGAUAGUGGUUGGUUAAUCCAUGUUCAAAGCGUCUUGGCUGGUUCAGCAUGGAUUGCUGCACGUGUUGCUUUGGAAAAAGCAACGGUGCUAGUUCAUUGCAGUGAUGGCUGGGACAGAACAACACAACUAGUUUCACUUGCUAGCUUACUGCUUGAUCCAUAUUAUCGGACGUUUGCUGGAUUUCAGGCGCUGGUUGAAAAGGAUUGGCUAGCAUUUGGUCAUCCUUUCUCAGAUCGGUCUGGCAUGCCGACUGUAUCGGGAAGUGGUAACAUGCCAUAUGAACUAUCUAGGCAAUCUUCAACUGGAAGUUUUUCUUCUUCACCCAUGCGUCAGUCAUCUGGAGCAUUCAUAUCUCAAGCUUCCAGUUCUCCUCAUGCACAAACAUCCAACAACUGUUCUCCCAUAUUCUUACAGGCAUUUCUUGUGGAUCUGUUGGAUUGUAUGCUUUCUUGUCGCUUUGGGAACUUCUUAUGCAAUUGUGAGAAGGAGCGUCAGCAAUGUGCAGUUUCUGAAGUUUGUGGCUGUCUAUGGGCAUAUUUAGCCGAUUUACGAGCCUCGGAAGGAGGUUCACAUGUGCAUUAUAACCUUUUCUAUGAUCCAACGAUUCCUACCAAACAUGAAGGUGCUCUCUUACCUCCUGCAGCAGCUCUAGCUCCAACUCUCUGGCCACAAUUUCAUCUUCGUUGGGCUUGCCCAAAAGAAUCUCAAGCUGGGGAACUUGAAGUCAGAUGCAGGAAAAUGGCUAUACAAUUAUCUGAAAUGCAGAAGGACAAAGAAAUAGCCGAGAGAAAAGCCCAGGAGAUGACGGCUGCCAUGGAAUCAUUAAAAUCAGAGUUGCAAAACGAGAAACAGUUAAGUACAUCAGCUAGGAACGUUGCAAAAAAUGCAAGCAAAGAAUGUGAAGCCAUAAAGAGAGCAAUUCAGUCUCUAGGUUGCAAGGUUCAAGUCUCUAGUAAUGGCUAUUGUACUGUUGACAUUGAUGGCGACCUGAUGAAAAAAUCCAACCAGAAAAGUCAUCCUGCUUCAAGAAGGACUUCACAUCGUUCACUGCCAUCCCCUAGUGAAGAGAAUGAUCUCUCCCUUUCUAUAACAGUUACAGCAGAUGAUGUGCCAAGUAACCCCCUCAGUCACAUCUGUGAAGCUCUUUGCCCAUUACGCACUCGGGAUGGAGGAUGCCAGUGGCCUGAUGCUGGUUGUGCUCACAUGGGUAGCCAAUUUAUUGGAAUGAAGGCAAAUUUCGAAGCAUUCGAUCAACUAUCCAUAUAUGAUGGUUAUUUCAAGCCAGAGUGAACAACUUUUGCACUUGGUUUCCAAGUCAAACUAACAACAUAAACCGUGCUCUUACAAAGGAUAUAACAUAAGUUAUAUGAGGUAGCAAUUGCAUAUCACGGACCCCAGUUAUUAGGGAAGGGUCUCAGGUUGGUGUACAUAGAACGUUGAGUUAGCUGGUAAAUCAAAACUACGACACUUGUUCAGGGCAACAAGGAAAAGUUGGUUUAGUUAGUCACAAGUUUUUUGCUAGCUUGUUAGAAACUCAUUGGUUUUCUACAUAAAUUUGGUCUCUGUACAUGUUUUACACAAGAUGUAUCAUUCUUUUAUGACAACCAAUAGUAAUAAACUAAUGCUGGCUUACAGUUCAUUGCUCA